CUGUGAACAGGUACGCUCGUGUUACCUUUCGUUCUGAACGUGGCCGUGUGCUGUCUACGAGAUUUCGUUCCACACCAACAUUGCUGCGGCCGUUUGCCCGAACAGUUUUAUCAUUUAUCAGUGUGGUUUUUAAUUGAUUAUUUUUCAUUGAUCAGUGUUAUCAGUUUAGUUCGAUAAUUUGGUGCGUUGUCUUGAUCACAUUGUUUACCUCGAUCGAUUUAUUGGUUACCCUUGAAUCGAGAUGUGUGUAAUGAUAAUCAACUAAAAUCCAACGCAACAAUGCCAACAUUAUGGGUUUCACGCUUCGAUUAAUUCUAGGGAGUUUCCUUAUAUUUCAAGUAUGUGGUUUCCCCGGGGACGCAUACGUAAGAAAUAUUCGAGAAACAAAUAUUAACAAUACAACCGACAAACAAGAUGUAGAUGUUACGGAAGCUAACAUACUUGACCAAAAUUUUGGCAAAAGAGUAACUAGCGAUGUAAAUAAUAAUAUCAAACCAAAGACUGAUGUAAAUUUAAAUAAUGUAAAUAUUAGUGAUAUUCACAUAGAAAGAAAAUUAACUUUAAAUGAUCUUGAAACUGUCCCAAAAAACGUAACGUCAGUCAAACUUGAAAAGUCGGAGUCUUACAGAAAAAGUGAACCGAACUUCUUUGACGUUACGACGACCACUGGAGCAAAGAAUGUGAUCAAAAACAACAUAGUCAAAUCAGAAGAACCAACAUCAAAAGAAAAUAAAGACAAUGUAAUAAAAGCUGAAAGUUCAGAAAGUAAAGAGGUAACGAGGGAAGAUAACGCCAGAUCUAUAGAUGUGGACGUAGAUAAAUUCGUAUCACCCGAAUUCCAUAACAUAAAUAAUGUUUAUACCGUUCCGGUGUCUUCUGAUACAGAAAAAUACGUUGACCAUGAGUUCGAUCGCAAAACUGAAACAUCAGUUGUCAAAGACCAUUUAAAGGACACUGUUUUUAACAUAGAUCUCACAACUCCAAAAACUGAAUUUUUUGAUAACAAAUAUAAGGAAGCAGUGGAAAGUGUUAAUCAAAAACUGGAACAUUUGGAUUCUCCAGAGUAUUCGGAUACCAAAGAAGAAAUUAACAUUGAAAAAUUAAUUGAAAAAAGCAAUAACAAUGCCAACUCAACUUUAAAUUAUACCAAAAUAAAAAAUAUUGUAAAUAACAAUGUUGGUAAUAAAACACGUACUCAUAAUGAUCUAUCAGUAGAAGAAGGCACCAAUAUAUAUUUCGAGUCUUCAUUCAACAAAACCGACGUUAUUGAAGAACCCAAUGAAAAAUUAAACAAGAUUAUACAUGAACCCAUUAAAAAUGUAAACGAAUCUUUAUCUAAUACAGUUGUGAAAGAUUCUAGUAAGGAAGAAACUAUUGACGUUACAACUGAAAAAGUAGUAAUUUUGACUACGAGAAAACCAGUAACGUUAACUAAACCACCAACAAAUAGAAAUAUCAGCCACAUUUUAAGUAACAAAAUUGAGACUGACACAGUGAAAAAGGCUAACCUUCUACCAAGUACGUCAUCACAAGAAGAAUCCGACUAUGAACCACCAGUAACUGUAGCAGCAAUAAAUGUUACUAAGCGAGGCUCAGUAAAAUAUAUUGAUUCCUUAACAACUACCACACCAAUCCCCACAACAACAAAAUCUCAAAGGCAAAUAUCUAGGAACAAAAUUAAUGAUCAAAGUAAAUUUAACAAAACUAUCGAACAAGUUGCCCAAGAAAAUCAAGUAAUUCCACUCCACACUUCCAGUGAAGAUCAAACAGUUACCGAGUCUAUUACAACAGAAGUGCGUGUGAAACCUGAUGAUUCGCCUAAAACUACUUCUCUGAAUGUAAUUUUAACAACCAUAAAACCCCCUAUAAAUACUUUCAAAACAUUACAAACUACUCAAGCUGUAUCUUCUGAAACAACAACAAUUAAAAACGAUGACUUUUUGACAACUGUAACACCAAAAACUAUUGAAGCUGUGUCGUUUAUUAACGAGGCAACCACAUAUAAAACUACGGACAGAAACGAAGUAACUACAGAGAUAGUAAGUGAAAUUACUACCGAAGCAUACAUAAAAGAGAACGUUACUACAGAUUUACCUUCUACCGAAUCAGAUUCUCCCAUUUUUACAACAAAUACUUCUCUUCGCAAAGAGAUUGAAAGCAAAACGGAUCCUUCAAGCGCCGCAACUACAAGUGAACCAGUUGAAAUAUCAUCAAGAAUUCGCGACACAACGAAUAUACCUGAAGAUUUGACUACAAGUACCCUGACUGUACCAACCACUGAGUCUGAAACGGAGGAAACAACAAAACCCGCAGAUGUCAAACGGUUUACUAAAGAAAAUACGGAUUUAUUCACUACAGAGCUGCCCAUUACAGAAAUUUCAACUAUUCCAGACACUACGUCUGAACCAGUUAUAACAACGACAGAAAAAACUACUGCGGAAAUUACUACAGGUAUAUCAACCGAAGAUAUAACCACAGAUGCUACAACAAUUGCUUCAACAAAUGAAGGAACGGAAAUUAUUAAAAAUGUAUCAGACAACGCGGAUUUGAAAUUAGAUACAACUACAAUUCAUAGUACUUCCACCAGUACAUCAACAUUUUCUAGUGUAUCUGAAAUGACUCCUACUGUAGCAUCAACUUCUACAACUAUUAGUACUGCCGCUACCACCAGUGAGCACGUUGCUAGCAAUGAAAUUCAUAUAAGUACAAAUCAUCCUGAAAUUCCAGUAACAGAUCAUUUUUCCACCACUGAAAUAAUAUAUAUCCACAUUGAAAAUGAUACAAUACUACGGCCAGAAACAAAUGAUUCUGGAUAUAAUUAUCCAACUCCUGAAAUCAUUAAGCCAGAUUUGAGAAAUUUAAAUAAUACUACUGCUACAACGGAAGAAAACAGCACUGGAGUUACAGAAGAAAACAAUAUGGGAGAUCCAGAUGACAACAAAGGAACCAUUGCUGCCAUUGUUAUAUCUUCAGUUGGAGGAGUAUGCUUGAUAGUACUAGCUGGAUUAUUGUACAUCAUGAGGAAAAGACAGAAACGAUUUAACUACGGUCAAAGAUGCACACCAGUCAGUCUGGAUGAUUACAGUAUGGACAACGUUUCCGCCUACAAUAGCGUAAGAAGGAAGGGAGGUGCCAGAGCCUCGAAAAGAUCUUAUGGAAAUCCUGCCUUUGAUGAUCCGGUGGCUGUGACACAUCCAUUAAACUUCCCCGCACUGGCCAAGUUUGCUUCAAAUUUGGAAGAUAUCAAGGCAGAAUACGAAGAAAUACCCCAAAUAACAGCGAGAACUUCAGAGCUGCCUGAAGGAUGCGAGACCAAAAACAGAUACGCUAAUGUUAUACCGCUUCCGGAGACCAGGGUAUUCCUGAACGUCAUCGAAGGUUACCCAAACAGUGAUUAUAUAAAUGCAAACUAUGUUACGGGUCCUAAAAAUACUAAAGGGUAUUAUAUUGCAUGUCAAGGCCCCAUGCAAAACACCAUUGAUGAUUUCUGGAGAAUGGUGUGGGAACAACAAUCCAAAGUAAUUUUAAUGAUAACUCAACUUUUUGAAAAUGGAAUUGAAAAAUGCGUGGAUUAUCUGCCUCCAUCAGAAGUAUUAGAUUGUCACCGACUGUUCGGUGACUUCCAAGUUACUCUCAAGAAGCGCGAGGUUAAAGAUAAAUAUAUAAUUUCAUCUCUACAACUAAAGAACAUGGUAUCAAAUAGUUGGAGAGAAGUUACUCAUUUCUGGUACUUAGGUUGGCCAGAAAAAGGAAUACCUUCAGAGGCUAACUCCAUUAUAGCUUUCUUAAUUGAAGCUAGAAGCUACAUGAAAUCGUCAACAAUAGAUAAGAAGAAUGGUGUGAAUGGAAUUACUAAUGGAUCGGCAGGAAUCGAUGUAAAUCCUGUCGUAGUGCACUGUAGUCCUGGAACAGGGCGUACAGGUGUAGUGAUAGCUUGUGAUAUUGCUAUUAGGGAGUUUGAGAAGACUCGUUUGGUAGACAUACCAAGGAUAGUGUACAGAAUAAGACGUGAUCGUGCUAGUUCAGUACAAAGUAGAGAACAAUAUCAGUUUAUUUACAAGGUUGUUAGUUUGUAUGCUGCUAAAUUAACUGGUGGAGCCCUAGAAGAAAUUUGAAAAUAAUAAGCUGGAGUAUUAUUUAUAUUUAAUUGUGAUAUAAUUUGGAAACAAUUUAUUUAAUCGUUUUUGUUACAAUCAACAGUAUAUAUGUCUAUGAAUUAUUGUAUGUAUAUAGGUAUUAAUAUAUUUUGUAUAUAUAGGUCCAGAAGAGCUCUCUAAAUGAUUCAAUUAGUAGUGCACAUAAUUAUAUUUUAUUGUAUAAUAAAUAUGUGUACUUACAUUUACCAAUUGAGAUGUAAUAGUAGGAAUAUUGCUGUAUCAGUAUAGUAAGGAAAAUGUUAAUGCAUGUAAAGUAAUUAAAAAAUUAAACAAACAAUAUACAGAUAUGGCGGUAUAUAGAUUUGUAUUAAAGAUAUAUGUAGAGAUUUAUUUUGUUAUAAUUUUUAUGUAAAUCUUAUAUUAUAAUGAAAUAUAUAUUUUAAGAUUA
Aethina tumida (small hive beetle) is the source of this 4545-nucleotide messenger RNA. Its product is annotated as mucin-22. The transcript is spliced from 10 exons. Gene Ontology annotation, biological process: protein dephosphorylation. NCBI's taxonomy places the organism in Eukaryota, Metazoa, Arthropoda, Insecta, Coleoptera, Nitidulidae. Gene Ontology annotation, molecular function: protein tyrosine phosphatase activity. The coding region runs from base 291 to 4115 and encodes 1274 amino acids. The record is from RefSeq and is a predicted model, not a curated record.